Molecule: messenger RNA, 1068 nt
Organism: Athalia rosae (coleseed sawfly)
Lineage: Eukaryota; Metazoa; Arthropoda; Insecta; Hymenoptera; Athaliidae
Product: coiled-coil-helix-coiled-coil-helix domain-containing protein 1
Exons: 3
Coding region: 644-1003 (119 amino acids)
Biological process (GO): mitochondrial translation
Cellular component (GO): mitochondrial ribosome; nucleoplasm; mitochondrion
Molecular function (GO): RNA binding
Source: RefSeq, a predicted model, not a curated record
ACUCUCUUUUUCCUCUCCCUCCGGCCUUGAAAUCUUAUGAAUAAUUAUUGAGCCAGGCUGUGCGUUUUAAAAAAUUAGAAAAAUUAUUGCAAACCUACAGAUUAUUUAUAUUAUUCCUGGUCAUAUUUUUCGCCGGUGAUUGUUAGCCGGAAUUAUCGUAAUUAUCAAUUUUUUUUACCGUGAAAUAUGACUUGCAGCACGUUUAGCUGCCGCUUUUUUCAUCAUGCAUUAAAAAUUUUGCUUCGGUCGGUCGAUCGGUCAUGACCUUGAUGCAUAAACGGUGCGCGAUGCUUCGCGAUUAUUUUUUUUUUACUGUUUUAAAUACAAAGAAUCAGCAAUAAUUAAUUCGUUAAGUCAACGAUUCAUUUAUUUUAUGCAACGAAUUCAAUUGAAUUAAUUCUCGCGCACAUCGCCGUAUCCAUCUAGCGCAGUAUCGCUCAAACUUUGCCCACUCCCACCCCGAGCAGACGACAAGUUUUUUACGGUUUCAAAGCAACUAAAAUUUUGAGGUUACGAGUAAAUCUCCUGGGUAAAUACGGCUUUCAAAUGCAAAUUUAAUACUCUAGAUAUUUUAUUGUACUGGUAAUCGGUUUAUUCAAUCAACUCCUAUGAUAGCAAGUUUUUUCAAAAAAAAUUAAUUAACAUGAGGUUUACUCCAUUGCUGAGAAACUCUCGGGCUCCUCAGAAUGAGAAGAAAGUACCUUUUCAAGCGAUACUUCCACUAAAGUUGCGGUCUACAGUGACGGGCAAGGGAGAAAAAACUUCAGAUGUGUCGUGUUUGCAAGAAAUGGCGGUGCUUUUUAUAUGCUUAAAGGAGAAAGAUUUCAACGAGAGCAUGUGCAGCAAAGAAGUACAGCAGUUCCAGAUUUGCUAUAAGGCAAGCUUAGAGAAAAAAGCUCUCAGAAAACAAGCCGAGGCAGCAGGAACUGUCGGGGCCACACCUGCCACAGCGACUCCAAAUAUUAUUAAUCGCAUUCUGCGCAGAUUCCCACCCAGACCGUAGUAAGCAUCAUCCAUGUAAAUAGACCAAUAGCUAAUAAAUCGUAUUCAAUUUUAUAAAACCAAAAA